Molecule: messenger RNA, 381 nt
Organism: Penicillium subrubescens
Lineage: Eukaryota; Fungi; Ascomycota; Eurotiomycetes; Eurotiales; Aspergillaceae
Exons: 2
Coding region: 1-381 (126 amino acids)
Molecular function (GO): oxidoreductase activity, acting on paired donors, with incorporation or reduction of molecular oxygen; monooxygenase activity; iron ion binding
Source: RefSeq, a predicted model, not a curated record
AUGAACGCCUCUGUGACCGAGAGCUUCCACACUGGAAAUUGGGCUGAUUUUCUGAAAUAUUUGUUUGCCGGGAUUGUGUGCGUAAUCAACGCCUCCAUCUACUAUAACAUAUAUUUUCAUCCUCUGGCCAAGAUUCCCGGGCCUAAAGCAUACGCUGCUUCUCCAAUUCCUGUGGCACUAGCACAAUUAGGAGGCCAAUUCCAUCUCUUCACACAGGCCGCCCAUGAACGAUUCGGAGGUGUCGUCCGAAUCAGUCCCAAUGAACUUUCAUUCAUCUCUGCUGAAGCAUGGGGUGACAUCUACGCACGAAAACAAAAGACCCCGCCAUUCCCCGGGAUCCAACGUUCUUCAAUGAAAUGCUGGUGGAUCCGAAAACUAUGA